Humulus lupulus (European hop) is the source of this 3140-nucleotide messenger RNA. Its product is annotated as glutamate receptor 3.6-like. The transcript has 6 exons. NCBI's taxonomy places the organism in Eukaryota, Viridiplantae, Streptophyta, Magnoliopsida, Rosales, Cannabaceae. Gene Ontology annotation, molecular function: glutamate-gated receptor activity. Bases 148 to 2895 code for a protein of 915 amino acids. Gene Ontology annotation, cellular component: plasma membrane. The record is from RefSeq and is a predicted model, not a curated record.
UUAAUUGGCCUUACACUUCUUUAAAUUGCUUUUCUUUCUCACAAACAAACUUGGUGCAUUACUCUGCUUAUAAUUACUGCCACACCAAAGCUAUAUCUAUAUAUGUGUUUUCUAGCUACUUACUGUUAGAGAUUGAUAUUGAUCACUAUGCUGUUUUUGUUUCCUCUACAGAAAUAUAUGGAUAGAGUUUGGGUGGUGGUGCUCUUAAUCUUAAUGGUUUUGUCUAAUAUCAAUAUUGGAAUCAUUAUUAUUGCUUCUAGUACGAUGAGUAGCAACGAGUCAAGUACUUCUAAAGCUCCUGCAGUUGUCAACGUUGGAGCUCUUCUUUGUUUCAAUUCUAAUGUCGGAAGAGUAGCAAAAGUUGCAAUAAAUGCAGCAGUUGAUGCAGUCAAUUCUGAUCCAACCAUUCUCAAUGGAACCACUCUCAAAGUUUCCAUGCAGGACACCAAAACCAGUAGCUUUCUCAGCAUCCUCGAAGCUUUGCAGUUUAUGGAGAAUGACACAGUGGCCAUAAUAGGGCCAGAAUUCUCAGUGAUGGCCCAUGUAAUCUCACACAUGGCAAACGAGCUCCAAGUGCCUCUCUUGUCAUUCGCAGCCACAGACUACACACUAGCCCCUCGUCAGUUCCCUUUCUUCGUGAGGACAACGCUAAGUGAUGCCUUUCAAAUGGCCGCCGUGGCAGAGCUCGUUGGCUACUACCAGUGGAGGGAUGUAGUAGCUAUCUACGUAGACGACGACUUUGGACGAAAUGGGAUCAUCGCACUCGGUGACAGGUUGGGCGAGAAGCGUUGCAAGAUCUCACACAAAGCACCUCUCACCCCAAAUGCUGAUAAAAGUGAGAUAACCAAAGCACUGGUUCAAGUGAGUUACAUGGGGUCAAGGAUUGUCAUCGUCCACGUCUACGACACUCACGGUCUAAUGCUGCUUAAUGAGGCCAAAGCUUUGCAAAUGAUGGAGAAUGGAUAUGUUUGGAUAACCACAGACUGGCUCUCCACCUCAUUGGACUCAGACCCAACACUGAUUUCCCAAAAAUCUGAAGACAUUCAAGGGGUUCUCACCUUGCGGAUGUACACACCAGAUUCUCCAAUGAAAGCCGAGUUCGUUUCGAAAUGGCCUAACUUAACACGUACAGAAGUUACUGAUGGCUCCACUGGUUGGGGGCUCAAUACAUACGGUCUCUAUGCUUAUGACUCGGUUUGGCUUCUGGCCAAGGCCAUGGAUUCACUCUUCAAGAGAAAGGGCAACUUUUCAUUCUCCACUGAUCCAAACUUGGGUGAGUUGAGUGAAGGGAGCAUCGAGCUGGGUGCCUUGAGCGUCUUCAAGGGAGGGAAGCUCUUGCUUGAGAGCAUUACCAGUAUGAACAUGACAGGAGUAAGCGGUCAGAUUAUGUUCAACUCGGAUAUAGAGCGAGCUGGUCCUGUUUAUGAAAUCAUAAAUGUGAUAGGAACAGGAACAAGGAAAGUUGGUUAUUGGAGCAACUCUUCUGGUUUGUCCAUUUUGAGUCCUGAAAAGGAAGCACUCAGAAGAAAGCAGCCCAAUGCUGCAGCUGACAACUCGAGCCAUAAACUGUACGGUGUCAUAUGGCCAGGACAAACCACGUCGAGACCCCGCGGUUGGGUUUUCCCCAACAACGGGAAGCGAUUCAGAAUCGCAGUCCUGAAACGGGUUAGCAAUAGCGAAUUCGUGUCACAGCUUGAAGGUUCAGGGACCUUCACUGGCUACUGCAUAGAUGUGUUUAAUGCAGCCUUGGAACAGUUGUCGUAUGAUGUCCCUUGUGAGUUCAUUGCUUUCGGAGAUGGUCAUUCCAGCCCUUCAUUCAUGGAGCUUCUACGCAUGAUCUCAAAAGGCGCUUUUGAUGCAGCGGUUGGUGACAUCACAAUCACCACCAACCGAGCACAGAUUGUGGAUUUCACGCAGCCAUACAUAGAGGCAGGGCUGGUGGUGGUUGCCCCAGUAAGGAAGCUCCACUCAAGCGCUUGGGCUUUUCUAAGACCUUUCACGCCUAUGAUGUGGUGUGUCACAGGCAUUUUCUUCCUAAUCGUGGGAGCUGUUGCUUGGAUCUUGGAGAGACGUACUAAUGAAGAUUUUCGGGGAACUCCAAAAAAGCAACUCGUCACCAUCAUGUGGUUUAGCUUUUCAACUCUCUUCUUUUCAUACAGAGAAAGAAUAGGCAGCAAUCUGGGCCGUUUUGUUCUUGUAAUAUGGCUAUUCGCAGUUCUAGUGCUCAACUCCAGCUACACUGCAAGCCUGACCUCAAUUCUUACAGUGGAAAAACUCUCAUCUUCUAUUAAAGGCAUUGAAAGCUUAAAGACUAGCAACGAUCCCAUAGGCUAUCCAAAUGGUUCGUUUAUCGAGAAUUACUUGACCAACGAGCUCAACAUACAUAGGUCGAGGCUUGUUCCACUUAACUCAUUCGAAGAGUACGAGAACGCCUUAAGGAAUGGCCCCAGCAAGGGAGGCAUUGCAGCAAUAGUCAAUGAGCGUGCAUACAUGGAGCUCUUCCUCUCCACAAGAUGUGAAUUUAGCAUUGUUGGCCCAGAGUUCACUAAAAUGGGCUGGGGCUUCGCCUUCCCUAAAGACUCACCACUGGCGGUUGACAUGUCAACAGCCAUAUUGAAACUGUCUGAGACUGGAAAUCUUCGGAGAAUUCAUGACAAAUGGCUCAUGAGAAGUUCUUGCACCUCGGAAGGCACAAAGAAAGAUGUCGACCGUCUUGAGCUGAAAAGCUUUUGGGGCCUAUUCUUGCUGAGUGGGAUUGCUUGCCUUGUUGCUUUGCUCUUGUAUCUCUUCAAAAUGUUACGCCACUUCUUCAACAACCACUCAUCCCUUGGCAAUGCUACCUCUCAAUCUCCCACCAUCCAUUCUUUCCUUGCAUUUCUCAAUGAGAAGGAGUAGCAACUAACUACCUUCAAGUUCAAGUCACUCCAAGUGAAAUAGAAGCACCAACACACAAUAACUACACUGCGUGGCUCCCGAUAUAAAAUUGUACUAAUAGCAGUAUGCCAAUUUCAUAUAGUAGUGUUCGGCACCACCGGUGUCCUUUAGCACUAGCUAGAUUGUUGUAAUUGCACGAUUUCAGAAGAGCUGGCCUUGUACAUUUUUUUUCAGCUAUAAAUACCUUAUCAAGGCUUUUGGGAAAA